Molecule: messenger RNA, 2448 nt
Organism: Hordeum vulgare subsp. vulgare (domesticated barley)
Lineage: Eukaryota; Viridiplantae; Streptophyta; Magnoliopsida; Poales; Poaceae
Product: aminopeptidase P1
Exons: 18
Coding region: 110-2167 (685 amino acids)
Molecular function (GO): metalloaminopeptidase activity
Source: RefSeq, a predicted model, not a curated record
CUGGCCCUCCGAUAGACUCCAAUCCCGCCUUAACCAGGCCUGAGCGAACUCAUCGCAUCAUAAGCGACCAAACACCCCCGCCGACCACGUGACGGAGAAGUGGAGGAUAAUGACGUCGUCGUCGGCGGCGAGGAACCAGCACUUGGAUGAGCUCCGCGCGCUCAUGGCGUCGCACUCGCCGCCGAUCCACGCGCUCCUCAUCCCAUCCGAGGAUGCCCACCAGAGCGAGUACGUGUCGGAGCGGGACAAGCGGCGGCAAUUCCUCUCCGGGUUCACCGGGAGCGCUGGGUUGGCCCUUAUCACUACAAGGGAGGCGUUAUUAUGGACGGAUGGACGAUACUUCUUGCAGGCCAUUAAUCAACUUAGCGAUCGGUGGAGACUCAUGCGCAUGGGAGAAGAUCCACCAGUCGAAGUCUGGAUAGCUGAUAAUCUCGCGGAUGAAGCGAUUAUUGGAAUUGAUUCAUGGUGCAUCUCUGUGGAUUCUGCUCAGAGAUAUGAGCAAGCAUUUUUGAAGAAGAAUCAGACGUUGUUUCAGCUUUCCUCUGACCUCGUCGAUGCAGUUUGGAAACAUCGUCCUCCGAAUGAUGCUACACCUGUAAUUGUGCACCCUAUAGAAUUUGCUGGGCGUAGUGUAGCACAAAAGAUGAAGGAGUUAAGAGAAAAGUUACAACAUGAAAAGGCUAGCGGCAUCAUAAUUACGGCCCUUGAUGAGGUUGCUUGGUUGUACAAUGUUCGGGGAAAUGACGUGCAUUACAGCCCAGUGGUUCAUUCUUAUGCUAUUGUAACCCUGCAUGGUGCCUUCUUUUAUGUGGAUAAGAGAAAAGUAACAACUGAGGUUAAGAACUACAUGGCUGAAAUUGGUAUUGAUAUCAGAGAGUAUGAUAUGGUUCAGCUGGAUGUGAGCUUGCUUGCUUCUGGACAGCUAAAAGGCUCUGCAGUUAAUGGUAGCUUGCUCAUGGAAAAGGAUAUCAACGUGGCGGAACAUUCCAAAAUCUGGAUUGAUUCAAAUUCGUGUUGCCUUGCACUCUACUCAAAGCUUAGACCAGAUCAAGCUUUGAUGCUGCAAUCACCCAUUGCUCUACCAAAAGCUGUCAAGAAUCCUAUGGAGCUGAAUGGUUUGAGGAAGGCACACAUUCGGGAUGGCACAGCUGUUGUGCAAUACCUGGCUUGGCUUGAUAAUCAGAUGCAAGAGAACUAUGGCGCCUCUGGUUACUUUAGUGAGGCCAAUGGAUCACAGAAAAAAGAUAAUUUGGAAAUAAAACUUACCGAGGUUUCCGUUAGUGAUAAACUUGAAGCCUUCCGUGCGGAGAAAGAGCAUUUUAAAGGUUUGAGUUUUCCUACGAUAUCAUCUGUGGGGCCAAAUGCAGCAAUAAUUCACUAUUCACCUGAUGCAAAUACAUGUGCGGAACUUGAUGCUGAUAAAAUAUAUCUCUGUGACUCUGGGGCACAGUACCUGGAUGGCACUACAGACAUUACAAGAACUGUACAUUUUGGUAAACCCUCAGAGCAUCAGAAGUCAUGCUACACAGCUGUCUUGAAAGGCCAUAUUGCCCUAGAUGCUGCUGUGUUUCCUAAUGGGACCACAGCUUAUGGCCAUUCUCUUGCAAGCCAGCAGGUUAGGCCAUCAUUUGAAUCCUGGAGGUUCAAGUUACACAUGGCAGGUCAUGCUCUUGACAUUUUGGCAAGAACCCCAUUGUGGAAAAGUGGUCUUGACUAUCGGCAUGGCACAGGCCAUGGAAUCGGAUCUUAUUUGAAUGUUCAUGAAGGACCUCAUCUAAUUAGCUUCAGACCUUCUGCUCGAAAUGUACCACUGCAAGCAUCAAUGACUGUAACAGAUGAGCCUGGUUACUACGAAGAUGGAAACUUUGGUAUAAGGUUGGAGAAUGUCCUUAUAGUCAAAGAGGCUGAUACAAAAUUUAAUUUUGGGGAGAAGGGUUAUUUGUCAUUUGAACAUAUAACAUGGGCUCAGCUCUCUGAGGAGGGUCUUCGAUUUCACAAUGCUCCAUACCAGACUAAACUUAUAAACACCGCCUUGUUGACCCCUGCGGAGAUCGAAUGGGUAAACGUGUACCACUCCGACUGCCAGAAAAUCUUGGAGUCUUACCUAAAUGUUCAGGAGAAGGAAUGGCUGAGGAAGGCCACUGAACCUAUAACUGCGAGCAGUUAAGCCAGCUACUUCAUGGUUACUGCUGUUGUGCGCCAAACAUAGAUAGAUGUCUGCCCGAAUAUUUAAUCAACUGUAAUAAGUGUGAAUAGCACCAAGCACCCUUAUUCUUUAUGUAUUUCGUGCUGCCUAGCGUGAGGCGGGAAAUAAGAAUACAGAUACUGAACGAAUACCGAAUUGUUACUUCGCUUGAAGGCAAGUUGACUCUACAGUUCUUGUUAGAAGUGGAUGGAAAUUAAAAUUAUUUUUGCAAUAGCAUUGACUGCAGCCAUAUUAAACCUGAA